AUGGCCGAGAAGAGGCAGGCGGCAGGCAAGCCCCACGAGGAAGAGGAGGAAAUGCCCGCCUUCUUCAAAAACCUGGGCUCCGGCAGCCCCAAGCCCCGGCAGAAAUUCUGUGGCAUGUUCUGCCCGGUGGAAGGCUCCUUGGAGAACAAGACCAUCGACUUCGACUCCCUUUCCGUGGGACGUGGCUCGUCGGGCAGGAUCGUGGCCAAGCAGAAGGACGUGGCCCACCUGGGGUCGGAGGGUCCCUCUCUCGGCUCCUGGCAGAGCAGGAAGGGAGGGGAACCUUCUGCCGAGUUUGGGAGGAAGGUGGAAAUCCGGAGGGCAACGGGAAAGGAGGCGUUGCAGAACCUGAACGACAAGAGUGAUCGCCUUUUGAUCAAGGGUGGUAAAAUAGUUAACGAUGACCAGUCUUUCUAUGCAGAUAUUUACAUGGAAGAUGGAUUAAUAAAGCAAAUAGGAGAAAACCUGAUUGUUCCAGGGGGAGUGAAGACCAUUGAAGCUCACGGACGGAUGGUGAUCCCUGGAGGAAUUGAUGUCCACACUCGCUUCCAGAUGCCUGACCAGGGGAUGACCUCUUCCGAUGACUUCUUCCAAGGGACGAAAGCGGCCCUGGCUGGAGGCACCACCAUGAUCAUUGACCAUGUUGUUCCUGAGCCGGGCACCAGUUUGCUCUCUGCGUUUGAUCAGUGGCGAGAAUGGGCUGACAGCAAAUCCUGCUGUGAUUACUCGUUGCAUGUGGAUAUCACAGAAUGGCACAAAGGCGUUCAGGAGGAGAUGGAGGCCUUGGUGAAGGAUCACGGCGUGAACUCCUUCUUGGUGUACAUGGCCUUCAAGGAUCGCUUUCAGCUAACCGAUUCUCAGAUAUACGAGGUGCUGAGCGUGAUCCGUGACAUCGGUGCCAUCGCCCAGGUCCAUGCUGAGAAUGGUGACAUCAUUGCUGAGGAGCAGCAAAGGAUCUUGGAACUGGGAAUCACUGGCCCUGAAGGCCACGUGUUGAGCAGGCCUGAAGAGGUUGAGGCCGAAGCCGUGAACCGGGCAAUAACCAUUGCCAACCAGACCAAUUGCCCCUUGUAUGUCACCAAGGUGAUGAGCAAAAGUGCAGCUGAAGUAAUUGCCCAGGCCAGGAAAAAGGGCACGGUAGUAUAUGGUGAGCCCAUCACAGCAAGUCUGGGCACGGAUGGAUCACACUACUGGAGUAAAAACUGGGCCAAAGCAGCGGCUUUUGUCACCUCUCCACCACUGAGCCCUGACCCCACCACCCCGGACUUUCUCAAUUCUCUGCUCUCUUGUGGUGAUCUCCAGGUUACCGGCAGUGGCCACUGUACCUUCAACACUGCCCAGAAAGCUGUUGGGAAGGACAAUUUUACCAUGAUUCCUGAAGGAACCAAUGGAACCGAGGAAAGGAUGUCCAUCAUCUGGGAUAAAGCUGUGGUGACUGGCAAGAUGGAUGAAAACCAGUUUGUAGCUGUGACGAGCACCACCGCAGCCAAGAUCUUCAACCUGUAUCCACGGAAGGGGCGCAUCGCAGUGGGCUCUGAUGCUGACCUUGUUAUUUGGGAUCCGGACUGUGUCAAGACCAUCUCAGCCAAGACUCAUAACAUAUCAGUGGAGUACAAUGUCUUCGAGGGCAUGGAAUGCCGUGGGUCACCGCUGGUGGUCAUCAGCCAAGGGAAGAUAGUGCUGGAAGAUGGUAACCUGCAUGCAACCGAGGGCUCUGGCCGAUACAUUGCCAGGAAACCCUUCCCGGACUUCGUGUACAAACGCAUCAAGGCAAGGAGCCGGCUGGCUGAGCUGAGGGGGGUUCCUCGUGGCCUGUACGACGGCCCGGUUUGCGAAGUGUCGGUGACUCCAAAAACAGUCACACCAGCAUCCUCAGCCAAGACGUCUCCUGCGAAGCAGCAGGCCCCGCCUGUUAGAAACCUGCACCAGUCUGGAUUUAGCUUGUCUGGUGCACAGAUUGAUGAUAAUAUUCCACGCCGUACCACGCAGCGCAUAGUGGCGCCCCCUGGAGGCCGUGCCAAUAUCACCAGCUUGGGUUAAAGAACCGCAAGGGAGAAAACAUGGCCGCUUAGCGGAUCAUGGAAGAGGGUGGGGCCCUUGAAGACCCUUUGUUGAUUCUUUUAGAGCCUGUGAUAGUUACUGUGGGCAACCGGUGGGCAAGGCCAAAUCGAGGUCUCCCCAGCCCCUUCUUUGUCAAUCUCCCCUCCCCCACGUUUUCACGGAACCGCUUCACCUUCCCAUUCUGACACAUUUGGGAACCACCCCUCUGUUUUUGACAAGUGCAAGAUGCGAGAAAGGCAAACUUUGAAGAGUAGAGCGUGGGCUUCUGUUGGCAUUAACAUCCUUUUCUCCCCCCUUUCUUUCUUUCUUUCUUUCUUUCUUUCUUUCUUUCUUUCUUUCUUCUCGGAAGGAUAAAGUGAAUUUCUUGGGAGCUGCCUGUUCUGUUUAACUUCUUUUUUAAAAGAUAAACAAAUGAAGGCUUAGGUUUAACUAUCAAAAGAAGGAAGAAAGGGUCUAAACUGGAUUCUUGCAAACUGGAUUUGCAGCCGUGCGACUCAGAACAUGGGAACAACAAUCCCGACCAAAUUUUGCCCUCCUUUCCAGUCGAGCGGAAAGUAGAGAUUGCGCUGCUAAGGUUUCAGUCCAAGGGCAGUGGGAAGCUAGGGAGGAUGUCUUUAAAUACUUCUAGCCCUUUCUGGAAUUGUUUUCCUUUUUUGUGUUCGUUGUUCACAUACUCGUGUGUGCACUUACUCCUGCAUGUUGUCUUGCGUUUUGUUUUGAGAUGCCUUAUUUUGGAACAGAGACCAUCCUUCAUCUUUCCUACCUGCAUGAAUUCUGGGCUCUCCAUGGCUGCAGCUCCUUGUGGCCAUGCGGUCACAGAAUCUGCAGGUUUUCAGUAUUACUAGAGAUCGCUUUUCAGGGUGAGUCCGAAUCAACCAUGGUCUUCUGGUUGUACUUCUCAUUUGAACUGUUUGCUUUGUGUCAGCCCGAGAAUGGCUCUCAAGAGAACCUUCCGAACGACCACUCCUGGUUUGAUGGGUCGAGACCUCAAAUCAGGAGAUCUAGCAGGGAGUUUGCUGCCAAAUGACACCCCUUCUUCAUUGACAUUUGAGUUUCUCCUGCCUUCUGUGGAGCUUGGGCCAAAAAGACAUAUUUCCCAACCAUGCAGUGCUCAGGUCAGUCCUGCCACGGCUGCAGACUGAAGGGGCACACCCAGAGGCGCGGCAGAGCCUGGAUUCCACCGUCCUCUCCUGCACAGGUGCUGUGCCAAGAUCUUAGGGGCAGUAAGAGGGGCUCUCCUUCCUUUCCAGCCCCGCCUUUCCAAGUCAAGGAAGGCAGCCUCGGAGAUCAAGGAGAAGAAAGCCCCCCUGGAGAUAGAGACACGCUGCAUUGCCAUGGCCUGCGUGCCUGGCCCACCGUGCAUGUAAGGGGCCGUGGCAGGAAAGGGAGCUCUGUUACGCCAGGUGGCCACCUCCGUGGGGCUUGUGGCAACGACACAGCUGGGUCCCCCUUGCCAUUGCCACUUGAAUCCCUUUCGCCAGCAGAUGGCAGUGCACUUACCCAGCCGAUGAGGUGUUGAGUCACAGCGUAAUCCUUCACCUGUGUUUGCCCUCAUGCAGAGGCACCUCACCUGGUGCCCUUGGUGUUCUCCAAAUGGCCCUCCCGGUGCUCAGGAGCUACUCGCAGCCCCCAACAGGUGCAGUGACCUUGUCCUGCAAGGCAGGGCCGUCUCCUGCUUCUUUACCCCAUGGAAACAGAACUCCAUCUCUUUGUAGACCACAGAGAUCUCUUCCCGAGCAUCCAGGUGCAGGGCCUAACAUGAGCAGCCCUGGUUUCAGGCCUGUGGAUGUUGUAUUACAUGUUCACAACCGCAUGCCCUCUUUGGCUUGGCCAGUCCCUUUCUGCAGUUGUUCUCUAGCUGAUAUUUUCCCCCUUACAUCCAGACAGACAUUUGCCAAUUCUUUGGGAGAAAAAAUGGGAUCCGUUUAGGGUAGUGUGCUUACCUUGAAAUCCGGUGUUUGACGAGGGACUUGUAAAGGGGGCGCUCAAAGCUUCGUCUCAGACUGGGGUGCUCUGCUGCAGCUUGCUUCUGACCACUUACUUUCCGUGGUGAAGAAAACGGUUCAAAUAUAAAGCAGCAGCUCUUUGGAAGGUUGGGUGGCAGGCCAGGAGCACAGAGAAAACCAUUGCAGGAGCAGAGCACAGUAGGGACGGGAAUCUUGAAUGCCCCGAUUUAAACACACUGCAAUUUAGGGUGUGAAAAGGGUUUGGAGGAGGUUGCUAGAGCAAAGAGUGCUGGUUUUAGACUGCUGGUGGGCGAUUCCAUUUUUAAUGCUUUGGUAGGUAAAAAAAAACUUCCUGUAAGUAGAAAGCUAGCAGGGAAAAGGGAGAGGGUGCCAAACAUUCCUUCUGUAUGUAUGAGGUGUUUUACACUUGUGCUGUGUGUGUGUGCGUGCGUGCAUGCAUGCAUGUAUUAGCAAGCAAGUAUCACAAAUGGGAUUUCCUUCCCAGCUGUUAGUCUGAAGCAGCUCCGGGCCAUCUCUUUGCCACCCACGGGCCACCCAGGCUUAGUCCCCUGCUCAGAUUGCCGCACUCCAAUGGGCGCUUGGCAGGGAGGUGGUUCUGGACCAGCUCGGGGGCUUCUGUUUCCGGAACUGGACUGGCCCAGGGAAAAAGCCAUUAAUACCUGGCCACCGCACCUGUUGGCUCAGCCCUGGCAUCAUUCAUCCUGCCUAUCAGCUGUUAAUGGAAAAGACGUCGAUUCCCCUGUAAAGAUGUGCCGGUGUCCCUGCGCCCCCUGGCAGCUUCGCAGAGAGCAGUAGAUGGCCCAUUUUAUUUAUUUUUUUUAUAGACGUAGACAUGUUGGAGCACCAUAAGGGUAUUGAGCCUGUUCCUACUUCCUUCACAUUUAGCCUGCUGGUGGAGGCCAUGCUGGAUCUGGGCUUUGGGGUUGGAUGGUUCCUGUAUUCCAGGUGGUGGAAUCCAGUGCUCUGCCAGAAAUAGGUUGGGUCAGCUGGCAGCCAGAUGCCAAAAGCUGCAGAGAGAUCCUAGUCCGUUUUCUCUUGUAUUUGCCCUUUCACUCUUCCGACUGUGAUGCAGUUUAUCAUUCCAGACAGUUUCAGUUGGAUUUUGGUUCUUUUAUUUGCUUGAGAUUGCACUUUUUAUUAAGGAAAAAAGUAUUUAGUAAGUGUAAUAUAUAUAUUUGCAGCUAUUUUUAAAAUUUUAUUUGUUUUUCCAUUGGUGUUUUCAUGAUGACUUUAAGCAAGUUGUGUGUGGGGUUUUUAAGUGGGGGAGGGCAAAUAAUUAAAGAAAAUGAUUGUGUUUGUUUGAGUCCCAUGAAACACACGCAGCUCUUUGCUAUUCACUUCAGUCUUCCUUUUUUUCCCCCCAUAUCCGUUAUUAUUAUCGUCGUCGUUUGAGUCAUUUUGUUCUUUAGGGGAAAAAAAAGAGAGAAAAAGUUAAAAAAAAAUGUUGCAGGUUAUGUAAGCAUGUUUUUUCCUGUGGGAGCUUGCUCACUUUGUGUGUCUAUUUUAAUGACUGUCAUAUGUAAAUGCUUAAAAGAAAUGACAUUGAACAUGGAAAUAAUUUACCGCAGUGACUUGAUGCUCUAAAGGAAAAGGAAAGAAGAAUUAAAAAACCAUGUAGAAUUUACUACUAGCUGGAUUUUAACCCUUGGAUUUGUGCUUGUGAACAUGAGUGAAGGAGCUGUAAGUGCUAAGCUGAUCAUGUGUGUAGACAAAAGAAGUACCACUGUUUUGACCAUUCCCUCGAUGGUGAAAAUAGUGGCAUAAAACAAGUCUUGUGUUUUUCUUCCUUACAACCUCUGUGUUAUAUUACCAUGGGAACUCCUAAUAAAGACAAAAUGUUGUUGUUUCA
Molecule: messenger RNA, 5877 nt
Organism: Varanus komodoensis (Komodo dragon)
Lineage: Eukaryota; Metazoa; Chordata; Lepidosauria; Squamata; Varanidae
Gene: DPYSL2
Product: dihydropyrimidinase like 2
Exons: 14
Coding region: 1-2040 (679 amino acids)
Cellular component (GO): cytosol; cytoplasm
Molecular function (GO): hydrolase activity, acting on carbon-nitrogen (but not peptide) bonds, in cyclic amides
Source: RefSeq, a predicted model, not a curated record